CUGUGGCGCUUCGCAGUGCUUUUCCGUGCUGCUUCCGACGAAGAAGAUGGACCGGUCACCGCCAAUACGCCAUCGCCCUCCCAGCCGCGGCGGCGGGAGAGGCGGCGGACGCGGCGCUGGGCCCCCGCCUCCACUGCCGCAACACCCGUAUCCUUACUAUCCUCACGCUGGAGCCUGGACUCCUCCGACUCUUCUCAUGACACCACAGGAUCAUCAUCAUCAUCAUCCUCCUUUCCAUCAUCCUCACCAGCAUCAGCAACAGUUUUUCCCGAGCAACAUAGAGCGGCUGGAGAUGAUCGACUGGGCCGUCGCGAAGGCUCGGCAGGAUCUCCUCGCCGCCGGAUUGAGCAUCUCAUCCUGGAAGGUCUCGCAGGCCGCGGUGUUGGCUCUGCAGGUCGAGUCGUGGAGCUCCUUAGGAUUCAGCAUGCAGCAAGUGCCAUCUCUCCAGAGCUUAAUGGUUGUUGAGGGAAGGAUAAAUUCAUUUAUCCAUUGCUUUGUCGAAACCCGGAGAAUCACCUCAUUGUAUGAUCUGGAAAGAGCAAUCUGUGAAAAUGAGGGCAUUGAACGAUUUGAAGGGCUUGCACUGGGCCCAUUUUUGCGACAUCCCCUUGUUACUCAAUACUUUUCCCUGAACAGCGAUGUGACUGAAGUGUUCAAGAUAACAAGUGGGCAGAUUGUAUGGUACCUUGGUAAAUUUUUAUCUGAACGCAGGAGUAGAGAAGGCGUUGAGAUUGGGGACCUCCUCAGCUUUAUAGCCAAAAAGAAAUCAGUCUCACAAGUGGAAAAGCUUGGAAUACGAAUUCAAAGCUUGGGGUGUCAUAUAUCCUUUAUCUUACGUGCAAAGAGAUCGGAAGUGACAUGCUUGAGGACAUAUUUGAAGGAAGAUUCUAUCAGCAAGGACUUAAGUUUUGCUUAUUUAAGUUCAGAUGAGGAAUUCAGUGAUGACUUGUUAAAUGAAGAUUAUAAUUGGAAUGGAGAUGGAAAAUCAGGCCAGUACAUGCUACUUGAUGCAUCUAUGAGUUCGCAGAUGAUUGAGAGCGAAAAUUUCACUCAUGCAGAAUGGCUUAAAAGAGACACGGAAGAGCGGGACAUAAUUCUGAUGGAUGGAACCAAUUUCACAAAAAAGGGUAGGAAAAAGAAAGGUGUUAAACUGGUUCUGGAGCCUAGUUCUAUGAGAAUUUUCAUGAAAAAAUGGAAGGAUGAGUGUCGAGCAUGUUCUCUUCCCGUGGUCAUGGAGAAAAUGCUAAACAUGUAUGUACCCAACCAGAAAAGGCGACGCAAGAUGGGCACCAUGCUUGCUGCAUAUCCCUUUGGUUGGGUUGUUGAAUGUUGCUUUAAGCUUGUAGAGGAGCCAAUGGAAGUGGGACGUGAAACUAUGUGGGGAAAGAAGGAUGAGGACAGAAUCAGAGAGGCUGUGCCUUGUCUGAACAUCUAG
Eucalyptus grandis is the source of this 1435-nucleotide messenger RNA. Its product is annotated as protein NO VEIN-LIKE-like. The coding region runs from base 47 to 1435 and encodes 462 amino acids. Lineage: Eukaryota; Viridiplantae; Streptophyta; Magnoliopsida; Myrtales; Myrtaceae. The transcript is spliced from 5 exons. The record is from RefSeq and is a predicted model, not a curated record.